AUGGGACUAACAUUGGUGUCAAUUAGCUGGCUGUCAAGUGCUGGAUAUGUGGUACUGUUCUGUGAAAACUUGUGCAAGAUCUUUGAUGCAAAGAAGAAGCUAUUGGGAGAAAUUCCAGUUAAUAAAGGGUUGUACUGUAUAAAAGGCCCCAAAAGACCAUUCAUGGGAGCAGCAAAGGCAAACAAAGUACUCACCAUGUGUGAUGCCCAUGCUAGACUAGGUCACAUUGCUCCAGACAGCAUCAAAUGA
This is a messenger RNA of Suillus discolor, 249 nucleotides long. RefSeq lists its product as uncharacterized. The record is from RefSeq and is a predicted model, not a curated record. The transcript has a single exon. Bases 1 to 249 code for a protein of 82 amino acids. NCBI's taxonomy places the organism in Eukaryota, Fungi, Basidiomycota, Agaricomycetes, Boletales, Suillaceae.